Molecule: messenger RNA, 1632 nt
Organism: Trifolium pratense (red clover)
Lineage: Eukaryota; Viridiplantae; Streptophyta; Magnoliopsida; Fabales; Fabaceae
Product: pentatricopeptide repeat-containing protein At1g62910-like
Exons: 1
Coding region: 1-1632 (543 amino acids)
Molecular function (GO): protein binding
Source: RefSeq, a predicted model, not a curated record
AUGUCAUUCUUAAGGUUCACCUUUCGAUCUUCUUCUUCUUCUUCUUCUUCUUCCAUUUCUUACUUAAGGCGAUUUUACUCUCACUCUCCAUUUCAUGUUAAUAAUGAUGUUGAUAAUGCUGUUUCUUCAUUCCAUAGCAUGCUUCGUAUGAAUCCAACCCCAUCCAUUGUUGAAUUUUGCAAGAUUUUAACUUCCCUUGUUAAGAUGAAACAUUAUCCCACUGCUAUUUCCCUUUCUAACCAAUUACAAUUCAAUGGAAUUAUGCCUGAUAUUGUUACUUUCAAUAUAUUGAUCAAUUGUUACUGCCACCUUCGUCAAAUGUCUUUUGCCUUUUCUCUAUUGGCUAAGAUUCUCAAGUUGGGUUAUCAGCCUGAUGUCAUAACUUUAACGACUCUUAUCAAAGGUUUGUGUUUUAACGGUAAGGUGAAGGAAGCACUGCAUUUUCACGACCAUGUGGAUGCACAUGGAUUUCACCUCGACCAUGUUAGCUACGGGACCUUGAUCAAUGGAUUGUGUAAAAAUGGAGAAACAAGGGCUGCCUUGCAAGUUCUAAGACGAAUUGAAGGGAAAUUGGUCAAGCCUACUGUGGUAAUAUACAACACAAUUAUUGAUAGUUUGUGUAAAGAUAAGCUUUUAAUAGAUGCUAAGGAUUUAUAUUCUGAAAUGAUUGCAAAGAAUAUUUCUCCUGAUGUUUUCACUUACACUUCUCUAAUAUAUGGAUUUUGCAUUGUUGGUCAAUUGAAAGAAGCAUUUGAUUUGUUCCAUGAAAUGCCAUUGAAAAACAUCAACCCAAGUGUUUAUACUUUUACUACACUGGUCGAUGCUCUAUGUAAAGAAGGAAAGGUGAAACAAGCUAAAAAUGUGAUAGCUGUGAUGAUGAAAGCAGGCGUGGAACCUGAUGUUGCUACAUACAGUUCAUUAAUGGAUGGGUAUUGCCUAAUCAAUGAAGUGAAUAAGGCCAAAGUUAUAUUCAACAGUAUGGCCCAAAGAGGAGUGAUGCCCGAUGUUAAUGGCUAUAAUGUCGUGAUUAAUGGGCUGUGUAAAAUUAAAAUGAUGGAUGAAGCCAUGAAUCUCUUCAAAGAAAUGCAAAACAAGAAGAUUAUUCCUGAUACAGUAACUUACAGUUCUCUUAUUGAUGGUUUGUGCAAAUCAGGGAGAAUCUCUCAUGCUUGGGAGCUUCUUGUUGAGAUGCAAGAUAGGGGUCAACCUGCCAAUGUAAUCACUUACAAUUCUUUAUUACAUGCUUUAUGUAAAAACCAUCAUGUUGAUAAGGCAAUUGCAUUGGUCAAGAAAAUUAAAGACAAAGGCAUUCAACCAGAUAUGCACACAUACAAUAUACUCAUGGAUGGACUUUGCAAACAAGGGAGAUUUCUGGACGCACAAGUGAUUUUUAAUGAUCUUUUGAUUAAAGGCUAUAAGGUAACAGUUUGGACAUAUAAUAUUAUGAUCAAUGGUCUUUGUCUAGAGGGCUUGCUUGAUGAAGCUGAGGCCCUGCUGUCAAAAAUGGAAGACAAUGGAUGCAUUCCUGAUGUUGUAACUUAUGAAACAAUUAUUCACUCAUUCUUUGAAAAUGAUAAGAAUGAAAUGGCAGAGAAACUUCUACGUGAAAUGAUUGCUAAAGGUCUAUUCUAA